This is a messenger RNA of Cannabis sativa, 1128 nucleotides long. Its product is annotated as probable peroxygenase 4. The transcript has 8 exons. The record is from RefSeq and is a predicted model, not a curated record. Gene Ontology annotation, molecular function: monooxygenase activity; calcium ion binding. Bases 276 to 899 code for a protein of 207 amino acids. NCBI's taxonomy places the organism in Eukaryota, Viridiplantae, Streptophyta, Magnoliopsida, Rosales, Cannabaceae.
AACAUAGGUGUAAGCCAUCUUUCACUAUGCCUUUAUUAUAAAACGCGAAUCUGCCACGUUCAAAACCACACAUAACAACAUAAACUCAUCAAACCCCUUUCUCUUUCUCACUUUAAACUAACUUACCAUUUUUCUUUUCCUAUUCAUUUUCUUGUUUUCCAAACAAAAAGAAACACCCCACAAUUUUCAGUUAUCUGAUCAAAACAAAACACCAAAAAACAAAAACCUCUCUUUCUUUGCUUCACAUAGGAAAUUUCCUUCACAAAAAAACUAGUAUGGCUUAUACUUCUUCUGCACCACUCCCAUCCAACUCAAGUUCAGAUGAAGGAGGAAUAUUCAUACCAAGUGAAGAAAGUGUUCUUCAAAAACAUGUUGCUUUUUUCGACCGCAAUCACGAUGGCAUCGUUUAUCCUUGGGAAACUUUUCAAGGAUUUCGAGCAAUUGGGUGUGGCUUAACUUUGUCAACCAUUGCUGCAAUUUUUAUCAAUAUGGGUCUCAGCCAGAAAACUCGACAUGGAAAUUUUUCUCUAUUGUUUCCCAUUGAUAUAAAAAAUAUACACAAAGCUGUUCAUAGUAGUGACUCUGGCGUCUACGACAGCAAUGGAAGGUUUGUUCCUUUAAAAUUUGAUGAAAUGUUCAAGAAAUAUGCUCACACACAUCCUAACGCGUUAACAUCAGAUGAGGUUAUGGCGUUGUUGAAGGGAAAUAGAGUCCCCAAAGAUUAUAAAGGAUGGGUUGCGGCUUGGACAGAAUGGAAAAUUCUAUAUAUUCUAUGCAAAGACAAGAAGGGAUUGCUUCACAAAGAGACUGUUAGAGGUGUUUAUGAUGGAAGCUUGUUCGAAAGAUUGGAGAAGGAACAUUCAUCCAAGAACAAGAAACAUUGUGAACCUGUGGUCUAGUAAAGUUGGUGGAACUCUUCUUCAAUUUGUCAAAAUUUGUUGGUGUUGAAUUUAUAUAUAUAGUAAGUGUAGAUAUGAACUUUUAUAUAUAUUGUGGAGUAUAUUUAUAUAUAUUAUCUAGAAAUUGGGAUUAAGUCAAAUGACAGUGAUUAGAGUACUUUGUGGUUUGAAUAUUUAGUUAUGUGUGUUGUAUCUUGUGUGAUUAAUUUCAGAAUAAGCUUUGUUAUCU